GCUUCCGAAAGUUAGCGACCAGAAAAACCCCCAUACGCGGCGUAGGCAAAUUUUGAAGAGAGAGAAAAGAAGACUCAUCAUCAUCAUCAUAUUGAAGAAAGAGGAUGAAGGGUUCAACGAAGAAGCCGAUCCAGGUUGUACGGACAUGGGUACGGAGGCAGCCACCAAAGAUCAAGGUCCUCUUGGCCUUCCUCAUCGCAAUCGCCGCCCUCAUUUUCAUCCGCAUGGUCGUUUAUGAUCACGACAACCUCUUUAUUGCCGCUGAGGCCGUUCACGCCCUCGGAAUCUCUGUUCUUAUUUACAAGCUUGCCACCGAGAAAACUUGCGCUGGUCUUUCACUGAAGUCCCAGGAACUUACGGCUAUAUUCUUAGGCUCUAGACUCUACUGCAGUUUUGUAAUGGAGUACGAUGUACACACCUUACUAGAUCUCGCUACACUAGCUGCUACAAUUUGGGUUAUCUAUAUGAUGCGUUUCAACCUAAAAUCCAGUUAUAUGCGCGAGAAAGACAACGUUCCUAUACAUUAUGUGGUGAUUCCGUGUGCGUUAUUAUCUCUAGUGGUUCAUCCCACAACACAUCAUCACAUUAUAAACAGGAUUCUAUGGGCUUUUUGUGUUUAUAUGGAAGCUGUAUCAGUACUGCCACAACUUCGUGUUAUGCAAAAUACCAAGAUUGUUGAACCGUUCACGGCACAUUAUGUUUUUGCUUUAGGGGUUGCAAGGUUUCUAAGUUGUGCCCAUUGGAUUCUCCAGGUCCUAGAUACCAGGGGAGGUUUGUUGACAGCUUUAGGUUACGGAUUAUGGCCUCCAAUCGUUCUCCUUUCUGAAAUCGUUCAAACAUUUAUACUUGCUGACUUUUGCUAUUACUAUGUUCAAAGUGUUAUGGGUGGCCAACUUGUUUUACGCCUUCCAUCGGGUGUGGUGUGAGUUGGAAGAAAGAGAGCGUAGUUUAUGGGACUAAUGACUCCCUGUAAUAGAGAUAGUAAGCACCGUGUUCUUGUUUAUGUAAAGGUUUUUUUCUAACGUUUUUAUUUCUAGUUUUUUUGGGAGUCA
Molecule: messenger RNA, 1052 nt
Organism: Helianthus annuus (common sunflower)
Lineage: Eukaryota; Viridiplantae; Streptophyta; Magnoliopsida; Asterales; Asteraceae
Product: ER lumen protein-retaining receptor erd-2.2
Exons: 6
Coding region: 105-926 (273 amino acids)
Biological process (GO): protein retention in ER lumen
Cellular component (GO): membrane
Molecular function (GO): ER lumen protein retrieval receptor activity
Source: RefSeq, a predicted model, not a curated record